UAUAUCAAAAUUCCUAUCAGAAUAUCCAAGAGUUGAUUUCGAUUCGAUUUCGAGAGCCAAGCAUGAGUGUGUCGUCGGUCGUGCGAGUUGCGUGUAAAAUCUAUAGAAGUGUCUUUUUAGUUAGCGUUAAGUUUUGUCGUACUCGGGGGUCAAAAGGAUAAUAAUUAUUCAUUUGCAUUUCUUAUUGAUACUCUACACAAAAGAACAAAAUUAAUUUAUCGUUGUCGUUCGAGUCCGAGUAUAAGUCGUGCGGAUAAUAAUUUACUUUCCCCUGCCAUCCAAGUGUAUAUAGUUGACGUUUUUGUUCGUUAUCGGUUAACACCAACACUCACCGUCAGCCACCCACCCACCUCUCUCAAGGGAAUUGAAACUUGUGUCCGAUACCAAGGACGAAAAGAGGACAAUAAUAAUUGUAUACAGCUCCUUGGGUUCAUUUAUCCUCACCAAAACGAGCUGCCGCUACCUUCCUUUGAGUCCCCAUAUCAAGUGUAUGUGUGUUUGUGUAUCUAUAUAAUAUGUAAACGAGCCUGUAGCUGUCCGUCGAUAAAUCAGGCCAAUCGAUAUACACAUAUCAACCUACAUGUGAUGUGUUUGUGAGUUCUAUUUUUUUUUUAUUUUGCUCCUCCUCCCCCAAUGACUACAACCCCAAAGGUUAUAUUUUUUUUCUGUUGAAACAAAAAAACUCAUCGCGCAAAAGGCGCGGUUCGGUUUUUAAUAAAAACACGAGUGCAUUUCUAAGAUAUUCGUCGCGCUAGUCGCGUGCUAGUUCCCACAAAAGAGUGACCACAAUAAUAAUAAUUUUUUGUUUUUUUUUUGGGUUUGGUGGUUGAUUGAUUCGGGAUAUAGUAAAAGAUUCGCGCGCGUUCAUUGAUUCCAAUUCAAAUUCAUAAUAAUCAUGAUAAGCUACGAAAAUCGUUAUACAUUUAUAUAUUUUUUAUUAUCUGGAAUUGUUGCUGGUGUUAUUAUUGUAUUAGUUUACAUAUCAAUUCAGGAUACAAGUAAUGAACAUCUUGCAGCAGAGGUUAGCAAAAUUCAACAGACAUUGACAUUUCUCAAGCCCAAGAGAGAAUGGAAUUACAGCAACACAUGGCAAUUCAUUGGGGAUCCGUAUUAUCGACAGCAAAUUUAUUCAGCGUAUUUUGAUCCAAGAACGGAAUUGUAUAAUCCUAGUCACUUUGAUGCAAAUCACAUCUCUUAUGGAUCAAUUAGAGUAUUUGCUGUGCUGCCUUUGCGAUUGCAAACAGAUAUCAUUUGUUAUAUAAAAUACGAAGAUACUUUCAUCGAACAGGUAAAAGCUUACGAAGCCCUUCCCAUGCAAGAGCACGAAAACAUGAAGUUUUCCGGCUACACCAUAAUGUGUCCCCUACGAAUGCGGCGCGGCGGGGCCAUUGUCCAUUUGCCCGAGUCGGUGGCCAUAAUCUACAUGGCAAAUCCGUUAAGCGAAGAGGUGCCAACAUAUGUGCCAAUCAGUUAUUCGAAGGAAAAUGUCCUGGCGAAACCGAACAAAACUUUGGCCAUUUGUGUGGGCCCAUUGCAGCAGCAUUAUAGCCAGGUUCUCCGGAUGGUCGAAUUUAUUGAGAUCUAUCGUUUGCUGGGUGCUGACAAAUUCUACUUCUAUCGUCUCGAAGUGACGCCUGAAAUUGACAAGGUUCUUGGGUAUUAUGAACGGGCCAGACUGGCCGAAGUGAACGCAUGGAAUUUCUAUGGUUAUGAGUAUAACGCCGAGGUGCAUUAUUCCGGCAUCAUGGUGCAGAUAAAUGAGUGCAUGUAUCGAGCGACAUUCGUCGAUGGGUACAAGUAUGUUGCUGUUGUGGAUUUGGAUGAGAUUCUGGUGCCACUCAAGUGCAAUACACUGUUGGACUAUUUGCGGGGGGCAGAAGAUGGCCGGACGAGUGCGUUUGUCUUUAGGAAUGUGUUCUUUUUUAAGAAGGGUCCGAAUGAUACUAUGAGUAUGCCACCGGGGGCGCACAAUCGAUUUUUGUACACUCAGGUGAAGGUGCAGCGGACGUUUCUGCCAUUGCCACCGCAUCAGAGGAGCAAGUGUAUUGUAAAUGGGAGGACUACGAUUGAGAUGGGUAAUCAUCAGGUAUGGCGUCAGUUGGAAGGGAUCUCGGAGACAAAUGUGCACAUUAGGGAUGGACUGAUGUUUCAUUAUCGUGAGAAGUGCAUCGGGUGUAGGGUUGACCCGUUGAUUGUGGACUUUACGGCGAGGCGAUUUGGGUCGAUUAUAUGGGACCAGGUGGAUGAUGUGUGUGUAAAGGUUUUCCAAAAUGGGAUCUGUCCGGUGGAUUGAUGGGUGGAGUUAUUUUUGUUUUUUUUUUAAAUAUUGAUUGGAUGGAAGGAGACAAAUGGGUGUCUAUUUUUAGUUCAAUGUUUUCUGCAUGUUUAUGUAUAGGUAGACAGAAAGAGAGAAAGAGUUUACGAAUUUAG
Messenger RNA from Episyrphus balteatus (marmalade hoverfly), 2430 nucleotides. RefSeq lists its product as uncharacterized. NCBI's taxonomy places the organism in Eukaryota, Metazoa, Arthropoda, Insecta, Diptera, Syrphidae. The coding region runs from base 896 to 2293 and encodes 465 amino acids. The transcript has 6 exons. The record is from RefSeq and is a predicted model, not a curated record.